AGUAACGCGAGCGCCUUCGUGGAGUUUGGUUUUCCGUGGUCUCUGCCGCUCGUGCCGUUACGUCGUCGUGGUAACACGCAACGCGGCGGCAUCGCGUUCAUCUUUCUAUCCUUCUUUGUCCCGUCGAUCGUGUGAAGUAACGUUUACAGUGUCACGCGCCGAGAGUGUUUUCUCCGUGAAUAAUUAGACAAGUGUUUGGUGAUCGGGGAGCCCUUGUUUGUUAGCGCGCGACGGAAUUCUCCACUCACGUGAAUUCGGAGCAGAGGUAAACAAAGAAAUCGGCAGAGUCGUACGACGGAAGAUUGGCGCAAAACGACGCGUACAACUCAGGGUAAUCUGAAAGUGUGUCGUGCGAUCGUCGCAGUCAGUGUCGGCCGAGUUAUCGUAUCGUCAGGGCGCGCGCCGCGCAAACGAGAAUGCCGGGACGCGUAAGCGUGACGCGGUCGGUCGGAGAGCAGCGGUGUGCUCGCGCCGGUUUGGUUUUCGGGUCGCCGAGUGGCGACUGAGGGGGGCCGGAGGGAGGAGGGAGGAGGGAGAAGGGAUGCGAAGGAUCAUCCCGCUGGAGCAGCAGCCGGCACGGUGUGUUGGGUAGCACGGCCUACGGCAGCGUGCCGCGUGUAGGUGCCGGGUAAAAGUAGUAAGUGGCCGGGAGGAGGAGGAGGAGGAGGAGGGGGAGGAGGCGGAGGAGGAGGGUGAGAGGGAGAGAGAUCUCUCGAGGGUGCGAGGAUGGCCGGCUGGCGGCGAGGCCGGCGAGUAGCGUUGAUCCGCAACGUAGGUGCUGUUGCUGUUGCUGUUGCUGUUGCUGCGCGUCGCGACACCGACGUGACGGCCACGUGCCGCGGCGGACGCAUCGUCGUUGGCCAGUGGCAUUAACUCUCCCCCUCUUAUAUCGUGACCGGGUGAUUGCGUGCCGAGCAUGUCGUAACCGCGCGCGCGUUUCACGUCAGAACACGCGAUCGGAGUGUAUUCAGGUAUAAACAGAACGGAGGUACUCGGCUGCACGCGUGUACUUAUUGAAUAAAAACGGCCCGGAUCUACGACGAGUAAGACGAAAAAGUGAUUCGCGUCAAGUGACCGCGGAAUCAGGUUAACCGAGUUGACAGUGCAAUCGCGAUAUCGCGCGGGAAGUACCAGUGCAAGAAACGGGAAAUUCGCUGUUUUUUUAGUCUAGUUUUUUGGAUAGCUCUUAAAAAGACGAGAACAGAAAGAGAAGUGGUGGAGAAGUUGUUCUUCACACAUUUGUGGAAUUUGUGGGAGAGAUCGUUGUCGCGUGACUGUGUGAUAGCAAGUUUGCCGGGAUAAUCCGUGAGUUUAACACGAGACGAAGGCUUUGAGAAUAUAUGAUAUAAUAUAGUGAAGGUGAUCGCGUUAACGUGUAAACGCGACAAAACGUCCGAAUCCAUUAUACCUUCCGUCCGAAUGUACACCCUGGAGUAACGCGCGAUUCCCCUUGUUUACGUCGAAGGAUACUCCUACAGUGCAGUGAUACGUAACGUCCCUUCGUAGUGAUCGUUCAUAACAGAGGAAUUGAGCAACGUUUUCGAUAUUUUGACAAUCGGAGUUUUGAAAAUGUAACUCUGAUUUUAAAACCGAUCUCGUAGUUACGCAUGUUUUGUCAGGAGCAAAACUUGCUUGAGGUAGUGAUGGUUGCUGCACGUGUUUCGAGGGAAAUUGCGCUUUAAACGUUCAAGUUCGAAUAAGAUCGGAGCAUUUAGUAGAAAGAUCAGUGGGAAAAAGCAGGGUGUGAGAGGGAACGGGAGAGUCUGAGAAUUGGACCAAAGCGGGUAAAGGAAAGCGGAAGGAAAGGAGAAAGUGAAGAGAGAAGGGAAGAGAGAGAGAGAGAGAGAGAAGGAGCACGUUUCGUCCUCUAGUCCAAAAAAAAAAGAAAAGAAAGGAAGAAAGAAAGAAAGAAAGAAAAAGGAAAGCCCAGCAGCAGGAGUUGCAGAAGAGAAGAGUCGGUGAAGAGCGGAGAGGGUGAAGAGCGUGGAGGGGGGAGUGAUGCCGGCGGUGAGCGUGGCACAGCGCCCUCCAGGUGGAAUCCCACUCCACGCCGGCGUGUCGGUAGCGGCCAGCAGCGUAACCGCCCCCGGUCCGUCGGGCCGGUGCCUCGGGGGCCCGGCAGCGCCCCCCGCCGGCUCGCCACCGCUGCCACCGUCCUUGCAAUCCCUUGGCGGCGGCGUUGCCCCUAACAGCAACAGCAACGCUGUUGUUAACCCCAAUAGCAUCAACCACAGCGGCAGCAGCAAUAACAACAACAAUCACAAUCACAGCGCGCUUGCCGGGGUUGCCGGCAACCCCGUCAACAACAAUCACCAUCUCGGCAACAACGCCUUAGGCAUCAACACGGCGAGCGGCGCCACGAAUCCUCUGCAGGCGAUGGCGUCGGCGGCGGCAUCGCUGACGCAGCUGAAUAAUAUGGCGAACGGUCCGUUGCCACCACUCGCGGGCACGGGCCCUGCCGGACCACCGAGUCUGCCGCCGCCACAGCCGGCGACGACGCCGACGCACGGUGGACCGCCGACCCCGCAUGGCGGGGUCAGCGCGGCGCCUCAUCUCAACGGCGCUUCGCCGAGUCCCCAUCCGAUGCCGCCCCACGGAAUGAUGAGCGGUUCGCCUCACACGCCUCACCCGCAUAUGGGGGGCGGCGGGCCCUCGCCCCAUCCCCAUCACCCGGGGCCUCACAUGGUCGGUUCGCCGCAUCAUCCAGCGGCGCCCCAUCCGAUGGGCCCGGCCGGCAUGAUGGGGCCGGCCGGUAUGCAGCCCCAAGGCGCGCCCGGUAUCUGCGGCCCUGGACCCACCGGUCCGAUGGGUCCACACGCGCAUCCACAAGGACCAGGGGUGCCUGGACAACCGCAUUUGCACAACGACCCAUUCUUCAACUGCCAGCCUUUUCCCUCGCACUACUACAACAGAUCGUUGCCUGUCCCCAGGAGGCAUACUCCAGCCUAUGGAUACAACCAACCGGACUACAGGAUCCACGAGUUGAACAAGAGGUUAUCGCAGCGCUCGGAGGAAAGUGACAACAUCUGGUGGGAGUCCUUUGCAAACGAGUUCUUCGAAGAAGACGCCACCCUCACCCUCCAUGUCUGCUUGGAAGAUGGACCGAAAAGAUAUUCGAUAGGAAGGACGUUAAUACCCAGGUACUUCCGUUCGAUAUUUGAUGGUGGAGUGACGGAACUUUACUAUACUUUGAGGAAUCAGAAGGAAUCGUUUCACAAUACCACCAUAACGCUGGACUGUGAUCAGUGCACAAUGGUCACGCAAUAUGGAAAACCGAUGUAUACUAAGGUGUUAACGGAGGGUAGGUUAAUAUUGGAGUUCACCUUCGACGAUCUCAUGAGGAUAAAGUCGUGGCAUAUGUCGGUGAGGACGCAUCGAGAACUGGUUCCAAGGAGCGUUGUCAGUAUGCAGCAGGACCCGACAAUGCUUGAGCAGAUUAGCAAAAACAUCACUAGGCAGGGCAUGUCCAACUUCACUCUCAACUAUCUUAGAUUAUGCGUGAUUCUGGAGCCAAUGCAGGAACUGAUGUCGAGGCACAAGGCGUAUGCGUUGUCACCUCGUGAUUGUUUGAAGACGACCUUGUUCCAGAAAUGGCAGAGGAUAGUUGCCCCGCCGGGUAAGAGAGAGUCUCAACGGCCGGCUAGUAAAAGAAGAAAGCGGAAGGGCAGUACAUCCGGACCGGGCAACAAUGCACCUCCUGCGCCCAGCAAGAAACGUUCACCAGGGCCAAAUUUUUCUCUAGCAUCGCAGGAUGUGAUGGUCGUGGGUGAACCUUCUUUAAUGGGCGGUGAAUUCGGGGAUGAGGACGAACGAUUAAUUACAAGGUUGGAAAAUACGCAGUACGAUGCCGCAAAUAAUCUGGAUCCUCAUAGUCAUGAUGCAUCUGGUGGACCACCGCCGCAUCCUCAUCAAUUCCACUCGGAACCAACACCGGGUAAUUCUUGGCCGCCAGAUCGUGGUCCUGGUCCACCACAAGGAGGUCCUGGUAAUCAGGGAGUCCAAGGUGGUCAAGCGGGUGCGGCUGCAGGUGUACAGGGAACGCAGGACGCCAGUCAACAACAGCAAGACAAGAAGAGCCCCGCGGUGAGCCAGUGAGGCCAGGAGUCCCCGCGCCCCCCCACCAGGGGGCGACGGGGGCGCAGGCCCAAGAACGUGGCUCCCUAGCGGGGCGAGAAUCCUAGCCUCCCCACUGCCGCCGCCUAUUUGGCCUCCGCAGCCGGCUCCAUGACUGGCAGGUUGUCGUCGCACGUUGGCAUGCUUCCGACGCUGGCCUGUCAGCCCGGCUUGCCAGCAGCAG
This is a messenger RNA of Acromyrmex echinatior (Panamanian leafcutter ant), 4297 nucleotides long. It is a transcript of the gene Chi, whose product is annotated as LIM domain-binding protein 2 Chi. Lineage: Eukaryota; Metazoa; Arthropoda; Insecta; Hymenoptera; Formicidae. The record is from RefSeq and is a predicted model, not a curated record.